UUCACUCUCCUAGCGGCACUCUGUUGCUUUUGGCAUCUGUCAUUAAAAAUGUUGCGUUUUGUUGUAAUCGAAGUUCGACAACAUUUGUGCUGUGCCAACGUAUUUCUGAACUUCCAACAAUCCAUUACAGAUUUUGAUUCUGUGCGAAUAAAUGUGGAAGAUGGCCUAAUACGUGUGAAAGAUUCCUCCGAUUCCACGGUGGUAGAAGUGAAAGUUGGCGAGUAUUUUAGCAUUUUGACUGAGACCUUUAGCAAUUUGAUUGUGGAUCAGGAGAAUAUUUCCUUUCGCAUAAGUGUGCAAAAUGUCAAGGAUUUGUGUCAGAUGGACAGUAUGAAAGAAAGUCUACAAUCCACUGGAACAUUUCAACUUGAGGAAGGUCAAAAUGUUUCCUUGCACUGCGGACAAUGCGGAUCGACGUUAUGUGACAGCCAGUCGUAUAAUAAAGUAAGAGAAUUCCCCUCGGGCUCUAUAGAUAUCAGUGAGUUUUUCUGCCAUCAUGGUCCCAGCUUUGGUGAUGUACUACUACCUCGCAAUACGGAUUUGUUUUAUGGCUUCCAAUUUGUUAUAUUAAAUAUGGAGAAUAUUCGAAAUGGCAGCAAGGAAAGAGAAGGCCACAUAUAUUGCAAACGCUGUAGCAAAUAUUUGGGUGAAACGAUGUUUGAAGGUAAAGCUGUUAAGUUAUGGACCGAUUCGGUUGUUAUGAAACGUGAUAAAGAUGCGAAAACUUGUGACCUCUUUGACGCUGACUCACAACGCAAUCUUCUUAGGCUUUUAAUGUUAAAAAUUAUUAAUGAAACAUCUCUACCUUCCCCCGAGCCGUUACUGAGGAAUAUGCAUUUUACGAAAGUCGUCUUGGAGACGAGUCUGGCUAAUCGCAAACCGCAAUAUCUUUUAGUACAAAUAUUAGAAAAGAAUUUACCGGUACUUAAGAACGACGAAGAAUUGCAAAAUGCGACCUCCAAAGAUGUUGCUGCAAUAAUACAUCUAUUGAAUGUUAAGCUUAGAGUAAGUCAGGCAUUUAAGUUAUUGUAUCGAUUAAUUGAACCUGAUGCCAAGUCGAAUGGUGGCCAAGUGGAAGCUAUGGAUGCAAAUGAACCACCAAUGUUAUCAUAUUGGCAACAAGAUAUUAAUAUCCUAAAAUUGAAAAUUUCACCGUUCCUGUUCCACGACCUCGUAGAUGAAUUGAAUUGUAAUUCUUUAUUGUUACCUGAAAUCUAUAGAAAUAAUAAAGAUUCAUUUACCCUGAGCUAUAUUUUUCAAUAGAA
Molecule: messenger RNA, 1265 nt
Organism: Musca domestica (house fly)
Lineage: Eukaryota; Metazoa; Arthropoda; Insecta; Diptera; Muscidae
Exons: 1
Coding region: 49-1263 (404 amino acids)
Biological process (GO): protein autoubiquitination; protein polyubiquitination; proteasome-mediated ubiquitin-dependent protein catabolic process
Cellular component (GO): nucleus; ubiquitin ligase complex; cytosol
Molecular function (GO): ubiquitin conjugating enzyme binding; ubiquitin protein ligase activity; cyclin binding
Source: RefSeq, a predicted model, not a curated record